Molecule: messenger RNA, 1503 nt
Organism: Pipra filicauda (Wire-tailed manakin)
Lineage: Eukaryota; Metazoa; Chordata; Aves; Passeriformes; Pipridae
Gene: TAF7L
Product: TATA-box binding protein associated factor 7 like
Exons: 11
Coding region: 70-1131 (353 amino acids)
Biological process (GO): RNA polymerase II preinitiation complex assembly; transcription initiation at RNA polymerase II promoter
Cellular component (GO): transcription factor TFIID complex
Molecular function (GO): RNA polymerase II general transcription initiation factor activity
Source: RefSeq, a predicted model, not a curated record
GGGGACGGGCUCGGAGCCUCGGCGGCGGCGGGGUGAGCGCGUCUCGUUUGCCGAGCUGGAGGAGGAAGGAUGAGCAAGGGCAAGGACGAUGCCCCGCACGAGCUCGAGAGCCAGUUCGUGCUGCGGCUGCCGCCGGAAUAUGCCUCCACUGUGCGGCGAGCGGUCCAGUCCGGGAAUGUCAACCUGAAAGACAGGCUCACCAUUGAGCUGCACGCGGAUGGGCGCCAUGGGAUUGUCCGUGUGGACCGGGUGCCACUGGCAGCCAAGCUGGUGGAUCUGCCCUGCAUCAUCGAGAGCUUAAAAACCAUCGACAAGAAAACCUUCUACAAGACAGCGGAUAUUUGCCAGAUGCUUGUUUGCACCGUGGAUGGUGAUCUCUACCCCCCUUUGGAAGAGCAGACUGUGAGCACUGACCCCAAGGCAAACAAGAAGAAGGACAAGGACAGAGAGAAGAAAUUCAUAUGGAACCAUGGCAUCACUCUUCCCCUGAAAAACGUGCGGAAGAGGCGAUUCCGGAAGACAGCUAAGAAGAAGUAUAUUGAGUCUCCUGAUGUGGAAAAAGAGGUGAAGCGUCUCCUGAGCACCGAUGCCGAAGCUGUCAGUGUCCGCUGGGAAGUCAUUGCUGAAGAUGAAACAAAAGAAGUGGACAACCAUGGUUCACUCACCAGCCUGGACAUCUCUUCCCCAGGGAUGUCGGGACACAAGCAAGGCCACGGCUCCUCAGAACACGAUGAACUGCGGGAGAUAUUUAAUGAUAUCAGCAGCAGCAGCGAGGACGAAGAUGAGAGGGAUCAUCAUGACGACGAAGACCUGAACAUCAUGGACACUGAGGAAGACUUGGAGAGACAGCUGCAGGACAAGCUGAAUGAGUCUGAUGGGCAGCAGCAGGAGAAUGAGGGGUCCAACCAGAUUGCCAUGGGGAUCCAGAAACAGAUUGACAAUCUGAAAAGUAAACUCCAGGAAACUCAAGACAGGAGGAAGCGCCAGGAGGAUCUCAUCAUGAAAGUGGAGAACCUGGCCCUCAAGACCCGUCUCCAGGCUGUCCUGGAUGAGUUCAAGCAACAGGAAGAGCGAGAGAAACAGCAGAUGGCAUCCCUGCAGGAGCAGCUGGAGUCCCUCAUGGAGAAAUGAGGAGUGGGCUUGGGUCUUUGUGAGCAGAGCUGAAAGUGGUGGUCACCUGCCGUGCUGAAGUCUUUGCUUUACUCACACACUUCUGCUGCCAGAAGUGGUGCUGGGCAGUGCUAGAGGUUCCAUGUCCAGAGCUGCUUCCGCAUCCAUUGUGCUGGGUUUGGCUGGUGGAGCUGAAGAACUGGACUGUGCCUGUGAGAGCAGCCAAAGCACCGGAUUUACUGUAAAUACUCACUGAUCACCCUGGGACAGCACAGUGUUGGUUUCUGCAUCUUAUUGAAUCUGGGGCUCGAUGGGCUGUGGCCUGGUAGGAGCUUGUUCUUGUGUUUGAGGAAACUCUAAGCAAACUCUAAUAAAGUACCAUUUCCAGCCCUG